This is a messenger RNA of Notolabrus celidotus (New Zealand spotty), 3379 nucleotides long. It is a transcript of the gene itgb3b, whose product is annotated as integrin beta 3b. Bases 283 to 2751 code for a protein of 822 amino acids. The transcript is spliced from 16 exons. NCBI's taxonomy places the organism in Eukaryota, Metazoa, Chordata, Actinopteri, Labriformes, Labridae. Gene Ontology annotation, cellular component: cell surface; focal adhesion; integrin complex. Gene Ontology annotation, biological process: integrin-mediated signaling pathway; cell adhesion mediated by integrin; cell migration. The record is from RefSeq and is a predicted model, not a curated record. Gene Ontology annotation, molecular function: fibronectin binding; integrin binding; fibrinogen binding.
CUAUAAUGUACCACAGACCAUGCUACAGGCAGACCAUUGCAAACCUUUUGUAGACUUGAUAAACCUGAUGCUAAUUUUACUGUUAAAGUGCAGUAUCCUUAUUUUGCGAUAUUAUGCUAAAUAAAUUGGCUUGAAAAACAUACGCCAGACAUUUAAGACAAACUACACUUUUAAAAGGAUAUCAGUGUGAAACCUGCCUUACAUGUUUGAUGCUGCUCUCAGACUACUACCAAACUAAAAGCUCUUGCCUCCAACUUGUGUUGCACUCUUCCCGCCCUCUUCAUGUCCUCUUUCCACAGCUGGGCUCGUUGGCAGGCUCCGUCCUCACAGAGAGGCUGCACCAGGAUGGGUGCUCUCCCGGCGACAAGGACUGUAUGGAUCUUAUUAUUUACUGGAAUUACAUUGGUUUACGGGAUAAAUCCCCUUUUGGUUACAGGUUCCAACGUCUGUACCUCCAGAGGGGCCAGCACAUGUAAGCAGUGUCUGGCUGUUCACCCAAGCUGCGCGUGGUGUUUUCAAGAGGAGUUUGGACAGGGGGUUGCUGGUGCUUCUCGCUGUGAUCUAAAGAGUAACCUGGUUGCAGCAGGCUGUGCUCCGUCAGGUCUUGAGUCUCCAAACAGCAAACUUCAGGUGCUUGAGGACCGGCCCCUUAGUAACAAGGCAGCAGGGGCCACACAGGAUGUCACCCAGAUUAAACCCCAGAGGCUAAGCAUCAACCUCAGGCCAGAUGAUGCAAAACGCUUCACAGUAAAGGUGCGUCAGGUAGAGGACUACCCAGUGGAUCUCUACUACCUCAUGGAUCUCUCCUACUCCAUGAACGAUGAUCUUUUUCGUCUGAGGACUCUGGGUAAAGGUCUGGCGGAGGCCAUGAACCGCACCACUAGCAACCUUCGUAUGGGCUUUGGGGCUUUCGUGGACAAGCCGCUCUCACCUUACAUGUAUAUCUCCCCCAAAGAGGCUGUGAAGAACCCCUGCUACAGCAUCAACACCACCUGCCUGCCCCAGUUUGGCUACAAACAUGUUCUGACCCUGACGGAGGAGGUAGCCCGCUUCACAGAGGAGGUGAAGAAGCAGAUGGUGUCAAGGAACCGAGAUGCCCCAGAGGGAGGUUUCGACGCCAUCAUCCAGGCCGCUGUUUGCAAAGAGCAGAUUGGGUGGCGUCCCGGUGCAUCCCACCUUCUGAUCUUCACCUCAGAUGCUAAGACUCAUGUAGCUCUGGAUGGCCGUCUCUCUGGAAUCGUGCAGCCCCACGAUGGAAAGUGCCACCUCAAUUCUGACAAUAUGUACAACAUGUCCACAACUAUGGAUUACCCAUCACUGGCUUUGAUCACAGAGAAGAUGUCAGAGAACAACAUCAACCUCAUCUUUGCCGUCACCAACCCUGUGGUUCCUCUUUACCAGAACUACAGCGAGUUGAUUCCAGGCACCACAGUAGGAAUACUGUCUAAUGACUCGGGCAAUGUUAUUCAGCUCAUACUGAAGGCCUAUGCUAAAAUCCGUUCCAAAGUGGAGCUGGAGCUUCAAGACGUCCCGGAGGAACUGUCCUUGUCCUUUAAUGCCACCUGUCUGAACGGAGAGCUCAUUCCAGGCCUCAAAUCCUGCUCUGGUCUGAAGAUAGGAGACACAGUCUCUUUUAGUGUGGAAGCCAGAGCCCGUGGUUGCCCCAAACAGAAGAAGAAAACCUUCAUCAUAAAACCUGUGGGCUUUAAGGACUCUCUUUCCAUCACAGUCACUUUUGAAUGCGACUGCAAGUGCCAGAAUAAAGCCCAGCCCAAUAGCCCCAAGUGUAACCAAGGCAAUGGCACCUACGAGUGUGGCAUCUGCCUGUGCCACCCGGGUCGCUUGGGGCCGCACUGUGAGUGUGCAGAGGGAGAUUAUAAUCCCACAGAGCAGGACCGCUGCAGUGGACCCUCCGGCUCUGGAGGACCUCAGUCUGCCAUCUGCAGCGGUCGAGGAGACUGUGUGUGUGGCCAGUGUGUUUGCCACAAUAGUGACUUCGGAAAAGUUUGGGGAAAGCUGUGUGAGUGUGACGACUUCAACUGCCUGCGCUAUAAGGGAGAACUGUGCUCAGGCCAUGGCAUCUGCAACUGUGGCUUCUGCCAGUGUGCACCAGACUGGCAGGGUGAGAACUGUAACUGCUCCAGGCGCACUGACACCUGUAUGUCCAACGUGGGUCUGCUUUGCAGUGGGAGAGGCCAGUGUGUGUGUGGAGCCUGUGAGUGCACGCAACCUGGUGCUUAUGGGGCCACAUGUGACAAAUGCCCCACCUGCCCUGAUGCCUGCACUAUGAAGAAGGAGUGUGUGGAGUGUAAGCACUUCAAGAGGGGAACGCUGUUUGAGGACAACACCUGCUCUCGGAUCUGCAAGGAUGAAAUUGUGCUCGUUGAUGAAUUAGUGCUUCAUGAUACAAAUGCUGUGAACUGUACCUACAAGGAUCAAGAUGAUUGCCUGGAGCGUUUCCAGUACUACGAGGACAGCAGUGGCAAGUCCAUACUGUUUGUUGUCAAAGAGCCAGACUGCCCCAAGGGUCCAGAUGUUUUGGUGGUGCUUCUAUCUGUAGCUGGAGCCAUCCUCUUUCUUGGCUUGGCAGCUCUGCUUAUCUGGAAACUGCUGGUCACCAUUCACGACAGACGGGAGUUUGCCAAAUUUGAGGAAGAACGCGCUCGAGCUAAGUGGGACACGGGACACAAUCCUCUUUACAAAGGAGCCACAUCCACCUUUACAAACAUCACAUACAGAGGAAAAGACUGACACAUCUGAACCAGGUCAAAGGAUGGAGUAGUGGAUUUGAACUGGUCUUUGUGAGAAGUUACGCAAUCAUGUGCAGGCCUCUACUGUCACAAGACAAUAAUGAAUAAUUAUUUGUGUUUGUAAAUAUGUAGAAAUUAUUUUACGGUUUGUCAGGGGUUACUAACCUGCUUAUGCUACAUUGAUAAAUGAGACGUUUUGAUAUUUUGUGUUGAACCAAGACUUUUCCCACCAAGAGUUUUUAUUUUGUUGGACCUGUUUGUACUUAGCCCCUAAAGUCUGUAGAUAUUGUUAUUUUUAAAAGUCAACAGUAAAGUCUAUUUUCAUUGGCAAGUGUUGAAGAUGACCCAGAAACCUUGACGUGGAACAUCAUCCUAACCCCCAUGACUUGAUAUCACUUGAGACUGAGUGGAAAUUGUAUUUUCAAAAAAGGGAUGUACUUGAUUUCCUCCUUGAAAUCAGGGGAAGAACAUAUGCUGGGUCAUACACACACACAUACAUUUGUGGCCCACAAUUGUCUGCAUAAUGCUAUUAAUAUCAACCUGUUCUCAACCUUUGAAAAGUUGUUUCAAAAUGAUGUGCUGGAAAUUCAGUGUGGUUUGGAGUAAAGAUGUUAAUUUACUGAAAACUA